Molecule: messenger RNA, 6533 nt
Organism: Drosophila miranda
Lineage: Eukaryota; Metazoa; Arthropoda; Insecta; Diptera; Drosophilidae
Exons: 12
Coding region: 929-5380 (1483 amino acids)
Biological process (GO): intracellular signal transduction; microtubule cytoskeleton organization; protein phosphorylation
Cellular component (GO): cytoplasm
Molecular function (GO): tau-protein kinase activity; protein serine/threonine kinase activity; ATP binding
Source: RefSeq, a predicted model, not a curated record
UAGUUGUUUUUUUUUUGUGAGCAGGUGUGCUCCACCGUUGCCGUUGCUCCAAAGUCGAAGAAAGAAUCGUUUUAAGCAGCAUGAAAAAAUUCCAAUAGCCGAAAGGCAAUCGCCACUUAAUAAUAUAUAAUAUAUGUGUUGAUGCAAAAAUACGAGGCGCAUACUACGCCCACGCGUACAAGUUCAGAGCAGGCGACAACUACAACAAGAAAUGAGCCAAAAGGCAGCGACAAAAGCACCAGUGAUAAGAGAAAUAAUAUAUUAAAGUCGACGUGAAAAGAAAUCUUGCCAGCAGCAGCAGCCGACGCAGAAGCAGCGACAAAUGAAAAUAAAGCGAUAGAGUGCAACGAAAUGUGAAAAGCAAUUUUGUGCGAAAAAUAAAGUGCAAUAAAAUUCAAUUAUAAAAAAAAACAUUAAAGCAAAGAGGAUACAAAAAAUAAUUGGAUAAACAAAUUCAAUUAAAUAUCAACAAAUAAGAAAAAAGUGUGUACCUGCAACACGUGCCCCCCCGCCCACACUGAAGGGGCAUGGCCCAUUGCCCACUGGUGAGCAUCCGUUGGAGCAGCCGCAGCAGCAGCAGCAGCAAUUAGAUUGUGCGGAAGCCAAAAAGAAAAGAGAGAAUUUAGUGUCUCUGUUCUUGUUGUUGCUGGCGGCGCUGCUGCUCUCUCCCCCGACCCGCGUCCGUAUUUUUUGUGUGUGUGCUUAUGUGUAUCUGUGUGAGAGCGCCGCCAGCAGGCAUUGAAUGUGACAGCACCGACUCCAUGUCCAAAGCGACUACAAAAGAAAAUGCAGUUUAAGUGAAUUUCCUGCGUGGACGACACGACAGCCAAUUACGGAAGCGGGAUCGAGUGCCGCUAAUCCGCUGAUCCCCACCAAAUCCGAGCACCGCGCCACAACGCAACACAGCGAGAGAAAGCCAGUCUUAGCGAUGGCCUCCACACCGACACAAGCAGCCGCACCAGUACCAGUGUCCACGCCACAAAACUACAAAGUGCCAUCGACCAGCAAGAUAUCCGUGGACAAGCUGCUGCGCGUCGGCUACUAUGAGCUGGAGAAGACCAUCGGAAAGGGAAACUUCGCUGUCGUGAAGCUGGCCACAAACAUUGUGACCAAGACAAAGGUGGCCAUAAAGAUCAUUGACAAGACAUGCCUCAACGAGGAGUAUUUGAGCAAGACGUUCCGGGAGAUCUCCAUACUGAAGUCCCUGCGGCAUCCGCACAUCACGCGUCUGUACGAGGUGAUGGAGUCGCAGUCGAUGAUCUACCUGGUGACUGAGUAUGCGCCCAAUGGGGAGAUCUUUGACCAUCUUGUGGCCAAUGGACGGAUGAAGGAGCCGGAGGCGGCUCGCGUCUUCACGCAGCUCAUCUCGGCGGUCCACUAUUGCCAUCUCCGCGGGGUGGUGCAUCGCGAUCUCAAGGCCGAGAAUGUGCUGCUCGACAAGGACAUGAACAUCAAGCUCGCGGACUUUGGGUUCAGCAAUCACUUCGAGGAGGGGGCCACACUGCGAACCUGGUGCGGAUCCCCGCCCUAUGCCGCCCCCGAGGUGUUCCAGGGGCUCGAGUACGACGGACCCAAGUCGGACAUCUGGAGUCUGGGCGUUGUUCUGUACGCCCUGGUCUGCGGUGCCCUGCCCUUCGAUGGGAAGACCAUUCUGGAGCUAAAGAGUCGGGUGGUGCUGGGAAAGUUCCGCAUACCCUUCUUCAUGUCCCAGGAAUGCGAGCACCUCAUCCGCAACAUGCUGGUGGUUGAGCCGGACCGGCGCUACACCAUCAGGCAGAUCAUCAAGCACCGGUGGCUCAGCGAGUGGCAGUCCGAGCUGCAUGAGGAGGAACGUGAAGGCUGCGAGGGCACAGCGCUUCCCUUUGCCGGAGGCUCCAUGUCCAACUCCGCAUCGAGCUCGUCGCUGAGCAGCGUGGUCGACUCCUCGCCGCCGCAGCUGGACUCGGUGGUUAUGACGCACAUGCUGCAGCUGCCCGGCCUGACCGCGGACAUGAUCGCCCAGUCGGUGCACGAGCAGCGCUUCGACAACAUCUAUGCCAUAUACAAUCUGCUGCAGGACAGGCUGCAGCAGAAGCGACGCGAAAACCAAAGACUGCAGCACCACGCCAGCCUCGCCUACUCGAGGUCCCGCAAGACGAGCAUCACGACAGGCGUGGUGGACCGGUCGGCCGAGCCUAUCAAGCAGGAAUCCCUCGAGCGCCUCAGUCCGCUGAGCAGUGCGAACGCCUCCUCCAGCUCGGCUCUGGGCUUUGGCUGGACCGAUGUGGCCGUGGAUCUGGAGAAGUUCGGCGACUUUGAACUCGAAUGCCUGGCGCGGUCCAAUGAGCCUCCUGUAAACCAGCAUCAUUUGUGUGCCAACACAGUCGUGAACGGGGCCAAUACACGACGCCAUACCGUGGGUCCAGGCGAUGUGGCCCACGAGCAGGCCCUGGCCAAUCCACACGUGCCGCCCAUCGACUUUAAGUGCCCUCCGCAAUGCAAUAAUCCCGCUCAGGCCGUGCCCUAUUAUCCCAUGAAUCUGCCCAUGCUGCAGAACCAGCCGCUGCACAACCUUACCAUCAAGGAUCAGCAUCUUUUGAAGCCACCCGUUGUAAUGGGUGCCAGUUCCUUUGGACGUCGCGCCUCGGAUGGCGGGGCCAAUCUGCACAUCUACUACCCUGCCAGUGGCACUGUUGGUGGUCCAGCCCAGGGCCAGCAAAUGGACACGGCCGGCUACUAUAUCAAUCCCAACUGUGGGCCAGAUCCCGGUAUCCCUCAGGAGCUGUCGCCGCUCAACGAGCAAGCAGCGGCUCAAAUGGCUCAAAUGCACUGCUGCCCUGACGGCAACGCGGGUGACUGCAACGAGGAGCUCCAAAGCUACAUGCAGAAGCGUGGCGGUGUCAAGCGCCAUACCGUGGGCUGCACUGAUGAUCUCUCUGUGACGCAUGGACCCGGUACGGGGCCAGGUUCCUCCCAGGCCCCAGCAUCCGCCUCAAACAUGCGACAACGCCGAACGGGUCUGCUUACGGUGACCGAGCGGCCGCCAGUGAUUCAUCCCGAGCUAAUACGCGAGGUCGAGUCUCGCAUGAAUCGCGACUAUCUACCGCCCACACUCAAAUCUCUCAGUCAGUCCCCGCCGAAUGGCACCUACGGAGUCGGCCUGGCCAUGGCCAAGGGCGUGUCCCCGCCGCACUCCCUGCCGCUGGUGGCAUCGGCUGGUGGUUCUGUGCCCCUGGUUGCAGCCAAUAAUCGUCGCAUCCAUCGCGUUGUCCACUCGAAGCUGCCCACCGUGCAGGAGGGUGCGACAAUAGGACGCUACAGUCCGGUGCGGCGGGCCUCAGAGGGAUCGAAGAGCCAGUUCCAGGGACCGCUCCAGGAAUGCCAAUCCCUGCAGAAAGGUAUUGCACAGAGAAACUUUUUGGUUGCACCCAGUCCGCCGCUUUUAGAAAAUUCGAUCAGUCUGCCAGGUUCCCCCAUACAUGGGAAGCCAGGAAUGGGCCUCCAGCUGGCUCUGCGACGUGGCCAUGACAUUGCCAUUCCGCCGGAUGCGAUCAAGGCACUGCUGCCGGCACUGGAUCGCCUGGUCAAGGAGCAGCGUGUGAGCUACGAAAUCGCCAACAAGAUAAUCUCAUCGCAUGUGGUGCCUCUCGAUCUGGCGCCACUGCUGGGUCUCUCGGCCCAUGUCCAUGCCAGCGGGGCGGCUGUCAGUGGCGGUCAUCUGGACCAGAGCCACCUCCUGCACCACCAGCAGCUGCAGCAGCAACAGUUCCAGCCCAUGCACAGCUUCAGCGUAUCCCCGAUUAGCCUUCCCCACGCCGCAGUGCUGAAUGCCUCGCUAACCUCCGCCAAACAGAUGUUCGGGCAGCCGAUGGGCGGCUAUCCCCAGUACCCGACGGCCAUGACACUGCCGCUGCAGCCGCAGCACCAGCACCAACUGGUGGGACAGUUCAGCAGCAUCAACCUGGGGGCCAGCAAUUCCAACUCGAGCAGCGGCUGCCAGUCGCCCGUGUACAGCAACAGCAGCUUCAGCGGCAGCUGCUCGCCCAAUCCCUACCUGCCCUGUGUGCCCGCGGUGCUAUCGCCUGUGUGCAGUGCUGGGGGACCCUCUUCGCCGAUGCAUCAGAUCACCAAGGGUAUCUCGGUUCUGACCACAGGCAGCGGCAGUGGCGGUGGCUCCAUUACACGCGGCACAUCGGCGGCAAGCGAAGGAGCGGCUGCUGCUGCAGCUGCCAAUCAGCCGCUGGAUCUGUCCAUGGAUGUCUGCGGCGGAGUCCACGGCGAGCAACCGUCGGACUAUGCCACGCCCAACUGGUUUAUACCCUGCACUACGGCAGUGUACUAUGACCUGAAGCCGUUGAAUCUGUCGCCGGCGCAGCCAGUGCGUGUGGUGCCCACGCCCCCUGCCUCGCCCAAUCUGUGCAUCAUCCAGGAGGAGAACGGCAACGGUCAGAUGUGUCACACGAUCACGACCGGAAUGCCCUAUGCCGGCUGCACUGGCGGGAUCACGCCGCAGAUCUGCCUAACCGAUGUCCAGGGGAGCGAGAUCACCUUGGUGGCCCUCUCAUCGGAUAAUAGUCGCGAUAGCGAGGACUCUUUGGAACAACACACGCCCGUCAUGUCACUGCAGGGGUUGAUCAUUACAGAACCCCACAGUGAUAUGCCCUCCAUAACGCGUGGAAUCGGACGCAAGGCGAGCCUGGACUGCGAACCCAGCAGCAACCACGUGACGGCCACUAGUUCCACCUCCCAGACCGAGGCUCAGUGUCGGCGGGGGAGCGACAAGUCGCUGGGGUUUUCUGACGAUUCCCUCAGCAAUGACUCGAAUAAUCUUUCGCCCUGCCAGGAGCCGUCGGCCAGCUCGGGCUUCAAGUCAGACUCACAUUCCGAGAUGGGAGACCACACGGAGUGUGGCCACCUCACACCGGACUCGAUGUGCGACUCGCGACGGAUGUCGGAUGAGAUGUGCUACGAGGUGCCGCUGCCGCACGAGUGCUCCAACCUGGACUCCACCCGCAUCCUGGAGAUGGUGAAGCAGACGAUCGACUCGACCAUGCCGCCCAAGGGGUUUGUUCUGCACAAGGGCAGUAUCAGUUCGGAAGACAGCGGGGCCGAGUCGCGUUACAGCAGCGCCUCGAAUGCCUCCAGCUCGAAUACGGCCUGCGAGCCUUCAGGACAACCCCUGGCCUCCGCCUCUGGCUAUAGCGAGCCCACCACCAAUCUCAGCCUAGAGUACUCCGGCGGCCUGCAGAUCGAGCUGCAGGUGUGCGAGGGACGCAGCCGGGACCAUCAGGGAGCCGGCAAAGGCAUCAAGCUGCGUCGCAUCUCAGGCGACCAAUUUGAGUACGGCAAGAUCUGCCAGCAGCUGAUCAGCACGAUCACCAUGCAACAGGUGGCCGGCUGAGCCCCUCAAUGGGUGUACCCUGUCUCUUCCCCUCCCUAGCUACCUACUAAAUGACUACUCGCCUUGCCUAAACUCUGCGUAGCUGUGAUUAAAGCCGAUAUGUACGAUAUAUCUAUAACAAUAUGCAUGUUUAUCCUAGUAUGUGUGUGAAGGACUUGAGCAAUUCAGACGAGUAUAAUUCUAUUAUGUAAAUACAUACGUCUCUAGCUACAUUUUUAUUAUGAAAUUCAAAUUUAGAUUCAAAUUUAAACCCCAUUUCAGAUCUUCUAGAUGUAGUAGCAUAAUCAAAAUCAAUGAAUAUCAAAUAUACACUUUUUGUAUUGCUAUUUAACCUGAUUCUUAGAUAGAACCUGGUAAAAUAUUCGAGAAUAUCCCCUCCCCACCCUUCAAACCAUACAACAUUAUAGAAAUUAUAGAAUUUAUGCACAUAUUUUAGAACGAUAUGUGUAUUUCAAGUAUAGGAAUGGCGAGAAGUUCUUAAAAAAACCGACGACAAGAGCAAGUAAAAUGCAUUCCAGUAGCAACAAUGUUCAUACAAAAGCAACAAAUGUUCGUACUAGCUAUAAAUAUAAUAUAGAUACGUAGAUCUAGCGAUAUAUAGAUACUAUAUGCGUAUAUCCAUUAAUUUUAAGUUCAAUUCUUGUGCAAUUCGUAAGCGUAAAAAGCGUUUAGUUCAACAAAGAUACGUACAUCUUUAUCCAUAUGCAAUAUAUAUGUAUGUAUGUAUGGAUAUUUUACAAAAUGUGUAGUUAGUUCUCUAUCCUCUAAAUGUUAUGCAUUAUGCGAUAAGCUCUCGAUUCCGUUUAAAAUUUAAACAAUUUUUAUAACUUCUGUAGUAAAGAAUUCAAGUUUGUUCGUUUGUUAACCGAUCCUACGAUUAGAGAGUGUGACGUCGUGCCCCCAAAAGCGUCAUAACAUAUAUUAUUAGACAUCCCCCAAAACAUUGAGAAAUGUAACCUUUUUUUUUCAAGAAAGACUGCUGUGAUUUUAAAUAUAACUAAUUAAUUUAAACCGAUAGGAGAAGAGUUUAGAAGAAAACAGAAACAAAAAUACAAAAUAAACACGAAAUCAUGUAGUUAUAUACGAUUAUCAAAUUACAUAAAUUGUUCAACUUUAUCUUAAAUAAAUUACCAAUUCUUCGAAACAUACAAAA